This is a messenger RNA of Diuraphis noxia (Russian wheat aphid), 1127 nucleotides long. It is a transcript of the gene ldbr, whose product is annotated as lariat debranching enzyme. NCBI's taxonomy places the organism in Eukaryota, Metazoa, Arthropoda, Insecta, Hemiptera, Aphididae. Gene Ontology annotation, cellular component: nucleus. Gene Ontology annotation, molecular function: RNA lariat debranching enzyme activity. Gene Ontology annotation, biological process: mRNA splicing, via spliceosome. The record is from RefSeq and is a predicted model, not a curated record.
AUUAUAGUACUAAUUUAAUAUAAUCUAAAAAAAAAAAAAUGUAUGUAUUUAAUGUUUGAGUUUUAAAAACUUACUUGAAAUAUAUAGUAAGGACCUAAAAUCCAGAGUUCAAAUAUUUGUUUUAAAAACAUUCAAAUUUCAAGUGUUAAUUGUGAAAAAAACUAUUAUAUAAGUAUAAUGAAAAUUGCCAUUGAAGGCUGUGCUCAUGGAGAGCUUCAGCAAAUAUAUAAUACAAUAGGUUUGAUUGAAAAACGUGAUAACAUAAAAGUAGAUUUGCUAAUAUGCUGUGGCGAUUUUCAAGCAACCCGAAAUACUGAAGAUCUUUUAGCAAUGGCAGUACCACUUAAAUAUAGACAGAUGUGCUCUUUUCACAAAUAUUAUUCCGGAGAAUUAGUGGMGCCAAUUUUAACUAUAUUUAUUGGUGGAAACCAUGAAGCUUCCAACCAUUUACAAGAGUUAAGCUAUGGUGGCUGGGCAGCACCCAAUAUAUACUAUAUGGGGUUGGCUGGUGUAAUAAAUGUUGGUGGCAUUCGAAUUGGAGGAUUAUCUGGCAUUUACAAAUCUAAUGAUUAUAUGCGAGGUAGAUUUGAAAAGCAACCGUACACUGAACAAACAAAAAGAAGUAUAUAUCAUAUUCGGCAAUUGGAAAUAUUUCGUUUAAAACAACUGCGACAACCAAUUGACAUAAUGUUAUCACAUGAUUGGCCUCAAGGAAUAGAAAAUUAUGGAAAUUUACAACAAUUACUUAAAUACAAACCUUUUUUUGAAACAGAUAUUAAUGAAGGGAAAUUGGGUAGUAAACCUACAAGAGAAUUGUUAGAUGAAUUAAAACCCAAAUACUGGUUUUCUGCUCAUCUUCAUUGUAAAUUUGCCGCCAUAGUUAACCAUACAUCAGACAAUAAUGUAACUAUAUUUCUAGCAAUAAUAAUUGUAUACCAUUUUUUUAAAAAUAUAUUGCAUGCACAUAGGCGUGUGCAGACUUCAAUUUCCAGUCGAACUUAGAACAAUUUUAGUGCCUUAAUACUUGAACAGUGCUCCUCUUUAUUUUUUUAACACAUCAGUAUUAUAAACCUAUAAAUUAGUUUAUUGGUGAUAGGUCUAUGAUCAGUAUACAUUCUAAUAUUAGU